Molecule: messenger RNA, 687 nt
Organism: Haemonchus placei
Lineage: Eukaryota; Metazoa; Nematoda; Chromadorea; Rhabditida; Trichostrongylidae
Source: the annotation of a GenBank genome assembly
AAUGACUUGAUCGGAUUCGACGAUCAAAGAUUUGCCUUUUCUUUCGCUCUUGAGGACUUUGACGAUCGAACAUCUCGGCUAACAUCGACACAGGCAGCUGUUUUUCUGCAUGCAUACCAUCAACCAGGUCUUCGGUCUGAAUGGUUCUCUCUGUAAUAACUGGACACGGUGUCUGGAUACGUGCAUUUUUUGUCUCGAUCUCUGUGGCUACCUCAGCGUCUAUCUGUUCAGGUUGAGCCGUCUGUGAAAUCUGAUCCAUUGUCGGUAAGGAUUCCGUUUGACAGGGUGCAUCCAUAAGAUGCGACAUCGCUGUCAUCACUUCCUCGUCGGUCACUUCGACAAUCGUUGUUUGAGCUUCAGCGUUGAUUAGUUGAGAGGCUUCGGUCUGUACUUCCUGUUCCUGACUUUCACUCUUCAGCUCUUCCGUUUGACACGAGCUAUGUUCCACCAGUGUUUCCAUGGUCUGCUCCGUUUUGUCUGACCUUCAUCAGCAAUUUUUAGCAGUAAAUCAAUCGAUACAGAUUAAAAAAGUAAAGACGAACAUUUCUAAACCAUCAGUCUGGACUUCUUCUUCGUGCAUCACAACGAUAGGAAUUUCGUUGGCUUCUUCCAUUAAUAUCUGUUUUUGUACCAUCUGUUCAAGUUCUUGUGGUGGCUCUUCAUUCUCCUUAUUUUCUUGAAUUGUAA